CUUCUACGCCGAGCUGCAUGCAAUUCUAUGGGGGGCUGCCACCACUACCCCACCUGUGUUCGUGGAUUCUGGGUCGGGGAUAGUCUCAUCAGCGACGCCUGAGGAUUCUGCCGAUGGGGUAGAGGAGGAGGAGGAGGAGGAGUAUGAGCUUGCAGAGAGCACACAGCACUCCAUUCUCCCCAACAGCCAGGAUCUUUUUCUCACCCUGACUGAAGUACCCUCCCAAGCCUCCCAAGCCAGUACCCAAGACUCUGACCCCAUGGAAGGGACCUCAGCAGCUGCAAAUUCCUCAAGCCUCCCCCCUCCAUCCCGAAGGUUAUCACAGAUAAGGCGUCGUAAGAAGAAAACGCGAGACGAGAUGUUUUCUGAAAUUAUGGAAUCCAGCCGCAGUGACAGAGCUCAUGUGAAUGAGUGGAAGGAAACAGUUUCAAAGUAUAGGAAAGAAGUCAGUGAACGUGAGGAGAGGAGGGACCAACGUGAGGAGAGGAGAGACGCUCGAGAUGAGAGGUGGCGGCAGGAAGACCAGAGGACGAAGGAUGCAACGCUGGGGCUGCUCCGGCGUCUGGUGGAGGUUCAGGAACGGCUGCUGGAAAACAGACUGCCGCUUCAGCCCCUGUUCCACCCUCCCCCCUCCCCAUGUUCCGUAUCCUCCUCACCCAGACGUGUAAGAACUUGGGGGGGGGGAGGCUUCGUACACCUUCCCAUUCCACCCCAGUAGACAGCCCAAGCAAAAGGUUGUCAUUUUUUUAAGCUUUUCUUUGUGGCUUUUUCCUUCCCAGCAAUCCUCCUCCCAAAUACCACCCGGGUUCCCUCCCUCUUUUUCUAAUCUA
Messenger RNA from Malaclemys terrapin pileata, 830 nucleotides. RefSeq names its product unique GC organizer UGO-like. The transcript is spliced from 2 exons. Lineage: Eukaryota; Metazoa; Chordata; Testudines; Emydidae. The record is from RefSeq and is a predicted model, not a curated record. The coding region runs from base 260 to 718 and encodes 152 amino acids.